CCCAAGGGGGGGAGGGGGGAAAACUGUUUUGACAGCCGGUUUUGUUCCUAACAUUAGGAGCAGAUCAAGCUUGUCAAGCUAUUUUUCCCACCUGCCAAGACCUCUUGCCUCACCCCCCCACUCCCUCCCCCAUUGCACAUUGUGGGGAAAAUGUGGCUGUGGUAAAGAAUUUGUGGAAAUACAUGGUCAGGAUAUAGCACGCAUCACAGGGGGACCGCCCCGAAUAUGCAUCGCAACCCAUUGUAAGUACCGCAAAACUAUUUGCUGCUAACCCGGCGGCGAUCAUCAUGGCUUGCAAAAUAUAGGCGUGCUAUGUUUGUAACUCGAUGGAUGCUUGGUUGGAUUUCAAGGGUCUAUGAUGAUGGCAUCACUAAAGAAAAAUCAUGUUAAAUAUGUCCCGUAUCCCACUCUCCUUUAACGUCUUGUUCCUCUCUCCACCCCAGACUACUCUCGAGUCUUCGACCCUAAUCGCGUCAUUUUUUUCCUUUUUUUUUCAUUCUCAUUUUCAGUAAUACACGCUCACUCACUCACUCACUCUUUACUCUCAUUACUAUCUUUUUGUGGUGUUUUUUUCUUUUUUUCUUUUCUUUUUUCUCUCCCCACAAAACAGAAAUCAAGAUGCGUUCCUCAUCCAUCAUCCUCCUCGCCACCGCCGCCCUGGCUCCCUUCGUGGCCGGCACGGAGCUCAGGAUCGACAGCAAGGACGUCCCGUCCGCCUGCGCCGAGACGUGCGCCGACAUCCAGGAGCUGAGCGAGAUGUGCUACAACCAGCGGGACAAGAACAACAGCGACAAGAGCGAGGCGGCCUGCGUGUGCCCCAACAAGGACUUUGACGUCGCCUCGGCCGCCGUUGCCUGCCAGCAGUGCUUCACCGCGCAAAAGGCCUCCAACGACCAGCGCGACAACAUUGACCGUAUCGUCAAGACUUGCAACUUUUCCGACAAGACCCCCACCGGCCAGCAGCAGCAGCAGCAGCAGCAGCCCCCCAAGCCCACGUCGCCCGCCAGCGUCCAGCCCACCGUGCCGCUCAUGGGCCCCUACCCCGGCAGCGGCAGCGGCGGCGGCUACCUGGCCUCCUCCUGCCUGCCCGUCACCGUCACCGUCACCGUCACCAUGGGCGGCAACUACACCGGGCCCUCCAAGCCCACCUACGUCCCCGGAAAGCCAAACACCCCCACCCCCGUCAGGCCCCCGACCACCCCCACUCCCAUCAGGCCCUCCGGCACCCUGCCCGUUGGGAACGCCACCAGGCCCGGCACGCCCCUCCCCACCGCCGGUGCCUCCUCCGUCAACCCUGGCUUCCGGCUUGCCGCUCUCGCCGGUCUCGUCUACCUGCUUGCAUGAUUUUUCGGCUGCUGGGUGUGAUGACGGUUUCCUUCGCUUUUCUUUUUUCCCAACGUUUAUUUUCUUCUUUUCCUUUCUUGAUUUGGUCUUUUAUGAAUCGGUCCUUUAUGAUUUGGUCUUUUUAUCCUUUUCCCCCUUUUUUGGUCUUUGGCUUUUGGCAUUUUUGCAUACCGGUGGCGCACUGGAUUUCCUUUU
Molecule: messenger RNA, 1539 nt
Organism: Pyricularia oryzae 70-15
Lineage: Eukaryota; Fungi; Ascomycota; Sordariomycetes; Magnaporthales; Pyriculariaceae
Exons: 1
Coding region: 619-1344 (241 amino acids)
Source: RefSeq, a predicted model, not a curated record